Molecule: messenger RNA, 2424 nt
Organism: Psammomys obesus (fat sand rat)
Lineage: Eukaryota; Metazoa; Chordata; Mammalia; Rodentia; Muridae
Gene: Il17rc
Product: interleukin 17 receptor C
Exons: 18
Coding region: 258-2399 (713 amino acids)
Molecular function (GO): interleukin-17 receptor activity
Source: RefSeq, a predicted model, not a curated record
CUGGAGUUUGUGGGAGGGACGGGACAGGGCGGGGCGGGAACAGCCGCUGCCUGCUGGGAGCCAAACCGAAAGCACUCCAGUUGAAACUGGGCCCAGAGUCCCAGCUCACUGAAGUGGGAAAGCAUGGCUGGAGAGGAAUUCUAGCCCUUGCUCUCUCCCACAGACACGGGGGUGAUUGGCAGCAGGGGUGGGGUGUCUGCCCCCCCUGUGGGGGCAGGACAGGGCCUCAGGCCUGGGUGCUGUCUAGCACCUGGAAGAUGCCUGUGUCCUGGUUCCUGCUGUCCUUGGCACUGGGCCGAAGCCCUGUGGUCGUUUCUCUGGAGAGGCUCCUGGAGACACAGGACACUGCACGCUGCUCUCUAGGCCUCUCCUGCCACCUUUGGGAUGGUGACGUGCUGUGCCUGCCUGGAAGCAUCGAGUCCGCCCCAGGCCCUGUGCUAGUGCCUACGCACCUGCAGACGGAGCUGGUACUGAGGUGUCCACAGGAGACGGACUGUGCCCUCUGUGUUCGUGUGGUUGUGCAUUUGGCUGUGCACGGGCACUGGGAAGAGCCUGAAGAAGCUGUGAAGUCUGACUCAGAACCCCAGGAGCCCAGGAACGGCUCUCUCCAGGCUCAGGUGGUACUCUCCUUCCAGGCCUACCCCACCGCCCGCUGUGCCCUGCUGGAGGUUCAGGUGCCUGCUGUCCUGGUGCAGCCUGGUCAGUCUGUGGGCUCUGCAGUAUUCGACUGUUUCGAGGCUGCUCUUGGGGCUGAGGUGCAAAUCUGGUCCUACACACAGCCCAGGUACCAAAAAGAACUCAACCUAACACAGCAGCUGCCUGACUGCAGGGGUCACGAAGUCCGGGACAGCAUCCAGAGCUGCUGGGCUCUGCCUUGGCUCAAUGUGUCUACAGAUGGUGACAAUGUUCUGGUACUGGAUGUCUCUGAGGACCAGGACUUUGGCUUCUUACUGUACUGGGAUCGGGUCCAGGGUCCUCUCAAAUCCUUGUGGUACAAAAACCUGACUGGACCACAGACCAUUACUCUAAACCACACAGACCUGGUACCCUGCCUCUGCGUUCAGGUGUGGCGCCUGGAGCCAGACUCUGUUAGGACCAGUUUCUGCCCCUUCGAGAAAGAUCCCCGUGCACACCGGAACCUUUGGCACAUAGCCAAGUUGCAGCUGUUGUCCCCAGGGAUCUGGCAGCUAACUGCACCAUGCUCUCUGCUGGCUAAGGUGGUGCUGUGCUGGCAGGCACCAGACCAGGGUCCCUGCCAGCCACUAGUGCCACCAAUGCUCCCGGGGAAUGUCACUGUGAACAAGUCGCAGGAGUUCCCACUGGUGAGACAUCACCCCAACCUCUGUGUCCAGGUGAGAGGCUGGGAGAAGGUUCAGCUCCAAGAGUGCUUGUGGGCUGACUCCCUGGGGCCCUUCAGGGAUGAUGUGCUGCUGGUGGAGAUGAAGACUGGCCUGAACAACACAUCGGUCUGUGCCUUGGAGCCCAGCGGCUGCACACCACUGCCCAGCAUCGCCUCCACGAGAGCUGCUCGCCUUGGAGAGCAGUUACUGCAAGACUUCCGGUCACAGCAGUGUAUGCAGCUGUGGAGUGAUGAUAACCUGGGAGCGCUAUGGGCCUGCCCCAUGGACAAGUACACGCAUAAGCGCUGGGUCCUGGUGUGGCUGACCUGCCUACUCUUGGCCGCGGCACUUUUCUUCUUCUUCCUCUUAAAAAAGGACCGCACGAAAGGUAAGUGCAGGUCCGGGCUCACCCUCACGGGUUCCACUAUCCCAACAGCGGCCCCUCGGGCACGCACGGCCUUGCUCCUCCACUCAGCAGACGGAGCGGGCUACGAGCGUCUGGUGGGCGCGCUGGCAUCCGCGUUGAGCCAGAUGCCGCUGCGCGUGGUCGUGGACCUGUGGAGCCGCCGCGAGCUGAGCGCGCACGGGGCCCUGGCCUGGUUCCACGGGCAGCGACGGCGGACCCUGCAGGAGGAUGGAGUGGUGAUCCUGCUCUUCUCGCCCGCGGCCGUGGCGCAGUGCCAACUGUGGCUCCAGCACCAGACGGUGGAGGCGGGGCCGCACGACGCGCUCUCCGCCUGGCUCAGCUGCGUGCUGCCCGAUUUCCUGCAAGGUCGGGCGGCCGGCCGCUACCUCGGGGUCUACUUCGACGGGCUGCUGCACCCCGACACCGUGCCCGCCCCUUUCCGCGCCGCGCCGCUCUUCUCCCUGCCCUCGCAGCUGCCGGGCUUCCUGGACGCGCUGCAGAGAGGCUGCAGCCCGUGCCCAGGGCGGCCCGGGGACGGGGCGGAGCGAGUGGCCCAGGCCCUGCGGGCGGCCGUGGACUGUUGGACUUCGCUCUCGGGAGCCCCGGGCCGCGGCGAGGAACGGGACCCGGGUCCUUGCCCUGCCCUCGAAUAAAGGCUGACUCAGUAUUCCCAGCCCA